AUUUUCCCGACCGAUAUCCCGACCUGGUACACUCCUUUUUGCCUUGGUGAAAAAUAUCAACCUUCGACCACCGCAAUCCUGACCAGCAAAUCAUUAACAUUUUAUCGAACAUAUUACACUCGCUCAUAUCUCCCACCUAAUCCACCCGUUUAACUUCAAAAUGUCCCAAGCAACAGACAAAGUCUACCGCCCCUGGCCGCAUGGACCCCCAACAUACUCGCAAGCCAACCCGGGGCAAUCGCGAGAUAUCACCCAGAACCAAGACUGGAAUUAUUCUCUCUUCGAUUGUUGUGACCCAGGCUCACUAUGCCUGAUGAGCUGCUGCCUCCCAUGUCUGACAUUCGGCAAAACCCAAGCUAGGAACCACGAUGCCACAUUGAACAACUUUAGCUACUGCAACGCAGACUGCACGAUUUUCACAGGUCUCGCCUUCAUCUACUCCCAUUGGAUCAUUCAGACCAUCAGACGUGGUGAGAUGCGCGAACGCUUCGGUAUUAAGGGUAGUUGUUGUGGAGACUGCUGUGCCACGUUUUUCUGUUCCUGCUGCGCUCUGGUCCAGGAGGAGAAGGAGGCUGAGUUGCGGACGAGAGCUGAGUUGGGGUAUCAGAAGACGCAGGGCAUGGAGUAUAAAUAAGGUCUGAUGAUGUGGGAGACAGUAUGAGACUUUGGGUGGAUCCUUAUCUUUGUUACGGGACUUUCUUUUUCUAUGGCAUUUCCUUUGUUUUUCUUCUCAUUCAUACCUUCGUUCAUUUAAUCCUAUUUUCUUGUGAUACAAAGAUUGAUUAUAGUUCCCACUGUU
This is a messenger RNA of Aspergillus pseudotamarii, 799 nucleotides long. Its product is annotated as PLAC8 family protein. The transcript is spliced from 3 exons. Bases 161 to 634 code for a protein of 157 amino acids. The record is from RefSeq and is a predicted model, not a curated record. NCBI's taxonomy places the organism in Eukaryota, Fungi, Ascomycota, Eurotiomycetes, Eurotiales, Aspergillaceae.